CAUUGUUUCCUUUUAAAGUUUACCGAGAAAACAGGAUGCAGCAGUUUUGAAUAUGAAAUCCAAAUUACUUGGAAAUUGAUUAGCUCAGUUGCCAUUCGGUUCCCAGUAGCCUAAGACAUAUACUAUACAUAAAACAACUAUUGUACAUAUAUUUAUGACUGAAGUAAGUCUAAUGCACGAUGGAUAUGAUCUUUUUACUCCUGUUACAACUUCUGUGUGGAAUUGACGGAGCAGAGCGUGAACCAACAGAGAUCGCGUGUACGACUAGCGCCUGCUACACCGUGCACAUUGAGAACAGCAUGUAUGAAGAGGCAAAUAAGAGAUGUGAAGACCACGGAGGGAAGCUCGCGACUGUAAAAGACCAAACGGAGGCUGGGGAGGUCCGCUCGGUCCUCUCGCGGUUUGGGAGAAGUAACACGCAUCAUGGCUUUAAUUUUUGGAUUGGGCUGAAACUGCAGAAAGGGAGCUGCAUCUUUCCAGAAAGGAGUCUAAAAGGUUUUAAAUGGAUAUCUGGAGAACAUGACACAGACUUUUCGAAUUGGGAGAAGGAACCUGAAAUAACCUGCACGGAAGAGCGUUGUGUUUCUGUUCAUCACACAUCUUCUCCAACCGUCCAGUCAGGUAGUUGGGUGCUUUGGACAGACCGAUCUUGUAAAGAUGUGGCCGGUUUCGUGUGCAAGUUCAAUUUUAAGGGGAUGUGCAAACCUUUGCUUUUGGCCGGACCUGGAAUGGUAAGGUACACUACUGCUUUUGCCAUGAGUCCCCUGAGUGAAGAUAGUGUUCUGACUAUGUUACCCCAUGGAACUGUUGCAGAAGUGUCGUGCGAUGCUAAUACGCAAUACACCUCCUGUAAGGACAUGAAUGGGUUUUUUGGCUGGACUAAAUCAGGUCCGUUCUGUGACUCCAGUAAUCAGGGAUGUAAAUACAAAAACGGAGGCUGUGAUCAUUACUGUAUUGACAGCGACCAUAUGGGCGUCCGUUGCGAAUGUAAAAAUGGCUUCGAACUUGGAGAAGACAGCGUCACCUGCGUCCAGAAGGAUAACUGCAAGGAUUCUCCAUGCACAUUUAAAUGCUUCCCUACCACUACUGCAUUUAUUUGUGAUUGCCCUAAGGGAUUCGAAUUAGCUAAGGACCAGACGAGUUGCAUUGAUGUUGAUGAAUGUUCAUCCCCCGUCUGUGGUAGUCAUACGUGCCAUAAUACCCAAGGGAGUUAUACCUGUCACUGCAAAAUGGGUUACAAUUUCAUCAACGGAAAAUGCGAAGAUAUUGAUGAAUGUCGCGCACUACCCUGCCCCCAAGGCUGUCUGAACUCACCGGGCUCGUUCUCCUGCUAUUGUUUUUCUGGCUACAGGCCAACAAAGGACGGGCGAGGUUGUGUGGAUGACGACGAGUGUCUUAGCAGUCCUUGCGCUCAGAAUUGCACCAACACCCCGGGUAGUUUCAAAUGUUCCUGCAGUAAGCACUUCCAAAUAGCGGCGAACGGUGUCACUUGCAUCCUUGAUCCGCGGGGGGAAUUUACUGCACACCAAGGGGAAGAGAAAAGGGUCGGACAGAGCACCGAUGUACAUAUCAAUACCCCUGAGGUCGCAGUCUCUUCGGUCACAACGCCCCUUUACGACACAGUAUUUGUUGCAAUGUUACCAGAGGAUUCCAUAAGUAUAGUCUACGAUGGUGCAUCCAGCGCUACUACUACAUUGCAUCCAAACGCAAUGAAUGAGGAAACGGAUCAUGCGAAUAACAGCGUGCGCCAAGUGAACCACUUCAGCAAGACGUGGAUCUUGGCUUGUGCUCUGGGUUCAGUCGCGGCCCUUGUCUUAGUGAUUGCUGUGAUUUCUGUCAUCACAGUCUGUCGCUUAAACCGUCUGAGAAAAGACGCAAAAAAACAGAACUCCACAACAGACAGUUACUGUUGGGUGUCAUCAGGUCACGUUACUCAAAUAGAAAAGUUAGAAGACCAAAAAUAACAGACAGUGAACCCACAUGGGGUGGAAUAUUAUGAGCUGUAGUUUGAAAUGUGUAAAUAGUAUCCGCAAAAUAAGGGCGGUCACAUGGUUUUGGUUUUCAAGAAUUAAUUUAAGGUACUGGGCUACACGCUUUGUCUACACGAGACAUCAUAUUAUCUUAAAUUCACGAAGUGCGCAUAACUUUGUGUUUCUGCAUGCCAGCAUACGCAGUAGGCCUAGGUCAUUAACUGAAGCUUUUGCCUUCAUAUAGCCUAAAUGUGUUCUUGUGUUUGCGAUUGUUGAAAUAAAUUAUGUAUAAAAGAA
Conger conger (European conger) is the source of this 2267-nucleotide messenger RNA. Its product is annotated as complement component C1q receptor. The transcript has a single exon. Gene Ontology annotation, molecular function: calcium ion binding. NCBI's taxonomy places the organism in Eukaryota, Metazoa, Chordata, Actinopteri, Anguilliformes, Congridae. Gene Ontology annotation, cellular component: cytoplasm. The record is from RefSeq and is a predicted model, not a curated record. Gene Ontology annotation, biological process: positive regulation of axonogenesis. The coding region runs from base 180 to 1964 and encodes 594 amino acids.